Macrosteles quadrilineatus (aster leafhopper) is the source of this 891-nucleotide messenger RNA. RefSeq names its product low-density lipoprotein receptor-related protein 6-like. Bases 1 to 891 code for a protein of 296 amino acids. The transcript is spliced from 5 exons. Lineage: Eukaryota; Metazoa; Arthropoda; Insecta; Hemiptera; Cicadellidae. The record is from RefSeq and is a predicted model, not a curated record.
AUGUUUUUGGGCGCGGCCGAGUGUUCCAGCCAUGACAAUUGUCCCGGUGACAAGACCUGCAUCGUUGGCAAGUGUUCAGACUCCUGUGAUGGUCUUUGUGGACCCAACACCGAGUGUGAGGUAACGUCACACAGACCGCUGUGUAACUGCAAGAAGAACUACGUGGGGAACCCGUUCAAAGGAUGUAUACUUGGAGACCCCGUUCCAGUGACCCUUCUGUUAACACAGUCUUCCCAAGUUUCACUGCUUGAUCUGGAAAGACAAAAGAUAGUAUCAGUACUACACUAUACACAGGGAAACUCUAAAGGAAACUCUCCAAGCGUUGCUUACCAUUAUCGCAAAAAAUACAUCUACUACACUGGCACUAAUCAGAUAUACAGAGACGAGGUGGCUGGCCGUCUAACCAGGACGGGUCCAACAGUAGCUGUGGUCUCAUCAGGGGUUGAUGCUAAUGUGAAGCUAGCAGUGGACUGGGUACAUGGCAAGCUGUACUGGAUGUCCCACACUGCUGAAGUCAUAGAGGUCAGUGACCUGGACGGCGGCAACAGGACGACCUUGGUAUCCUCCGGGCUGACCUUCAACUGGAACCUAGACAACAUUGCUGUUGAUCCUUACGCUGGGUUCCUGUUCUAUGUUAGCAACGAUUCAAUAUUCAGGAUGAACUUGGAUGGUUCCAAUAACUCUCAAGUUCAUCUUACCAACGACGGCAAAAGAGGGGUCUAUGUCCUGACCUUGGCCACGCACAAGAGAAGAAUCUUCUACACCAGCUGGGACUUGGAGGAGGUGACGCCUUACGUUGAGUCAUGUGACUAUGAAGGCAAAGAUGGGAAGGAUGUCCCCAUUGGAGAUGGUUGUGAAAACAUUUUAAUUGUGGUCCGAUUCAUGGUUUAG